UAAAAGGCAGAAGAAGCUGCAGGAGCGGACGGACGGACAGAUCUGUGCUGCACGGUGAGGACGCCGGCAGCUGUGAGGAGCAAUAUCACCGAGGACACGCCCGCUGCUGACGAUGCCGCCGGUGCUUUCGAUGCCGCAGCCUAUCUGCCUAAUAGAGAAUGUUAACGGGAAUACUCUGGUCAUUAAUAAAGAUGCGGAGAAGAUCCUUCUGGAAAUCUCGCAGCCGGUGGUGGUUAUCGCAAUCGUAGGAAAAUACCGGACGGGGAAAUCCUAUCUGAUGAACAAACUGGCCGGGAAAAGAAGCGGUUUUGCUCUGGGAUCCAGCAUCCAGUCAAAGACCAAAGGGAUCUGGAUGUGGUGCGUUCCUCACCCUCAAAAUCCUGGACAAACCCUUAUUCUACUGGAUACAGAGGGACUGGGCGAUGUGGAGAAGGUGGGUUACACCAAUCGGACAGAUAUGAAGGGCUCUCUGUAGUGUGGAUUACUCAUU
This is a messenger RNA of Bufo bufo (common toad), 490 nucleotides long. Its product is annotated as guanylate-binding protein 5-like. Lineage: Eukaryota; Metazoa; Chordata; Amphibia; Anura; Bufonidae. The transcript has 3 exons. The record is from RefSeq and is a predicted model, not a curated record. Gene Ontology annotation, molecular function: GTP binding; GTPase activity. The coding region runs from base 113 to 475 and encodes 120 amino acids.